AUGGCCUCUUCGUCUUCUUCUCCUAGUUCGACGAUGAAGGAAGGAGAAUACGUAAACUGGUUAGAGCUUCCACCUGAACUGACCUCAUCGAUUCUUAUCCGGCUCGGCGCGAUUGAGAUAGUGGAUAACGCUCAGGAAGUGUGCAGAUCGUGGUAUCGCCUCUGUAAAGACCCUUCGAUGUGGCGCAGAAUUGUCAUACAUAACACCGGAGAAUUCGGAGACCCGUACUACGAGAGAUUGUGCCGGCACACUGUUGAUCGUAGCCAGGGAGGCUUGGUUGAGAUCGAGUUCUCCUACUUCGGUUCUGAUUCCCUCCUCAGUUACAUUGCCGACAGGUCCCAUAAACUGAGAAGCCUUAAAGUUGCAAUGGGCUAUAAAAUAACAAGCGAGGGACUUAUGCACGCAGUUUCGAAGCUUCCGCUGCUCGAAGAACUCGAGGUUUCAUACUGCCCUUUAUCAGGAGAGGCUGAGGCUCUGAAAGUUAUAGGCCAGUCUUGUCCGAAUCUGAAGACCUUGAAGAAAAACUGCGUGGGUUACAGGCGUCCCCGAGAUGAGAGCGAUGAUGUUGCUCUAGCAAUCGCUGAAACGAUGCCCGGACUUUGCUACCUCCAGCUUUUCGGGGAUAGUUUAACAGAAGCUGGCUUAAACGCCAUCCUCAGCGCUUGUCCUAACCUGGAACAUCUUGAUCUGCGUCAGUGUUUCAACGUUAACUUCGUUGGCGAUCUGGAGAAGCGGUGUUUUGAGAGGAUCAAAGUUGUGAGACCCCCUAAUGACUCGGUUCGUGAUUACCCGUUCGAUGCAACGGUUAAUGAUGACGUGUGUUCAUCCGAUGAUGACUACUCUGAUGUUGAUAUAAUGUCGGAAGAUGAGUUUUAUUAUGACCUCUCAGAAGAUGCUAGUGACUCUUCUGACUUUGACCCCUACGAAGAUUAUGAUGAUCUGCUUUAUUAGUUUCGCAAACCUUUUCAAACUCC
This is a messenger RNA of Raphanus sativus (radish), 974 nucleotides long. Its product is annotated as F-box protein SKIP19-like. NCBI's taxonomy places the organism in Eukaryota, Viridiplantae, Streptophyta, Magnoliopsida, Brassicales, Brassicaceae. The coding region runs from base 1 to 951 and encodes 316 amino acids. Gene Ontology annotation, molecular function: protein binding. The transcript is spliced from 3 exons. The record is from RefSeq and is a predicted model, not a curated record.